CUUCUCCCUAAACCCCACUAGAACCCUUUCUCUUCUUGUUUUUGGGGUUUCUGAAUCUUCUCCCUCUUCAUCAAGGGAUUAACACGCUGACUUGAGAGGGGGGCAAGAUGAGUAUUGUAGCAGGGUCAUAUGAGAAAUUCAUAUGGGGAUUCAAACUCAAAAGCCUAAAGAAAUCCCAAACCCUAACCUUAACCCCACUCUUCUCCUACCCCUCCCACCUCUCCCCCAUCAAGUCUGUUGCUGUUGCUGGACCCGUUGCGGCCUCCGGCGGCACUGAUGACUCCGUUAAGGUCUACGACCUCUCCUCCUGCUCCGAGAUCGGAACCCUAACUGAUCACUCUGGCGCUGUCACCUCCCUCUCCUUCUUUUCUCCCUCCUCUCUCUCCUUUCCCCGCAACCUCCUGUCCGCCUCCGAUGACGGCUCCGUUUGCAUCUACGACGCCGACCCCUUCGUCCACCUCAAGACCAUCGCCGCCCACAAGAAGGGGGUGAACGACCUCUCCAUCCACCCCUCGGGCAAGUUGGCCUUGACUGUGGGGAGGGACUCGUGCUUGGCCAUGUUGAAUCUCGUGAGAGGGAGGAGGAGUUUUUACUGCAGAUUGGGUAAGGAGGCGAGUUUGGUGAAAUUUGAUUUGAGCGGUGACAAGUUCUAUAUGGUUAUGGAGGAGAAGGUGUGUGUUCAUGAGGCAGAGGAUGCGAAAUUGGUCUUCGAAAUGGAGAACCCGAAACGGGUUCUUUGUGCAGCACCUGGCUCGAAUGGACUUCUAUUUACUGGUGGUGAGGACCGGAAUAUUACUGCAUGGGACACAGCUAGUGGGAAGGUUGCAUACUGUAUCGAGGAUGCACAUUCAGCCCGUGUGAAAGGUAUUGUUGUGCUGUCUAGGAAUGAUAGUGGCACUGCUGAUGAUGAUCCGUACAUGGUGGCAUCUGCAUCAUCAGACGGGGUUAUUCGUGUUUGGGAUGUUCGCAUGGCCAACAGGGAGAAGCCGAAUCCACUAGCAGAGGCUAAUACGAAAUCGAGGCUGACAUGUCUUGCUGGAUCCUCCCUAAAAUCUUUCAAAGGGCCACAGGUUGUGAGCAAUGCCCCAAAAAAAGAGCAGGAUGCAGUGAUGGAAGGUUCAUGAUAUAUCCAUGUAAUGCUGAUGGAAGAAGCUCCCGGAUAAGCUUAUUGCAGUCAGCUGUUGUGCACGUGUCUCUAGGGGUUGCUGAGAAACUCACCGCUUGGGCCCAGUUGGGUCAACAGUUCAAUUUUGACAUUCUGAAGUUGUGUUCAUAUGUGAUUUCUAGGUUAUAUAAAAGUGUAUCAUUUGAUUACGGCCGUACUUUAUUAAAGAUUAUGGUUGAUUAUGACUUCAUCACUC
Messenger RNA from Vitis riparia (riverbank grape), 1361 nucleotides. RefSeq names its product p21-activated protein kinase-interacting protein 1-like. The coding region runs from base 108 to 1124 and encodes 338 amino acids. Gene Ontology annotation, molecular function: protein binding. The transcript is spliced from 3 exons. The record is from RefSeq and is a predicted model, not a curated record. NCBI's taxonomy places the organism in Eukaryota, Viridiplantae, Streptophyta, Magnoliopsida, Vitales, Vitaceae.